This is a messenger RNA of Biomphalaria glabrata, 3471 nucleotides long. RefSeq names its product phospholipase ABHD3-like. Lineage: Eukaryota; Metazoa; Mollusca; Gastropoda; Planorbidae. Gene Ontology annotation, molecular function: monoacylglycerol lipase activity; acetylesterase activity. The coding region runs from base 1727 to 3091 and encodes 454 amino acids. Gene Ontology annotation, biological process: medium-chain fatty acid catabolic process; medium-chain fatty acid biosynthetic process. The record is from RefSeq and is a predicted model, not a curated record. The transcript has 11 exons.
UUUAUAAUUACCUACGUUAUUUGAUUGUUCAACAAUAAUAAAAUCUGUGUCUAUUAAAUUUUAAAAUUCAGUUGUCGAUUACAAUUUAUCUAUAGUUUACUGGCUUUGUGUACUCAUGUGAAACUCUGAACUCAUCCUUAAUCUUUGGAAUCGAAGACAUUGCCAUUGAUCUAUAGAUCAAUUUUACAACAACGCAACCAUAAGUAAAUUACACUGUUUCUUUUUCCGGAUCUCAAACUUGAAAACUUAUCAUUAAGUUAAUCAAUCUUAAUGUCUUUAGCGAUCUCAUUUUAAAAUAGAAUUCCCAUUUGUGAAAGUGUCGUUUGUUCCUUUGUCUCAAAAAGUUCUUAAUUUUAAUUCUUUUUCACAUGAAGCCAUAGAUAGGCCCUAUGCAGAUGGUAAGGAACGUUGAAGGCUUUGUUUAUUGAUUUAGAGAUAUUUUUUAAGGUCUUAGUGGCAUAUGAAUCAUGCACUGUCAACUUUUAUUUUCUUCUAGAAUAACUUUUUGUUGCCUUUAGACCCUUCUCAGGCGUGGUAUUUCUGUUUGAAUGUCGCCUUCUGAAUAAUCAACAUAUCCGCAAAAAAAAGAAAAAAAGAAAAGGUUUAAUUAAUCACCACUUUGACAAUAUUCUAAAGAUGGGCCUACUCUUGGGUAUAUUUGGUCUUCUAGAACAUCUCCACCCCCCAAAAAAAAAAAGUAAAGAUAGGUAAAAUAAAAAACCUUAAGCUGAGCCUCUAUUGGCAAUAAUUUCAGAACAAAAAAAAUAUUUCAAUCGUAUCCAAAAAAUGCUAUGAUGCAAAAAGCUAUUUUUAAAAAAAAAUAAUGUAGACCACAUAGAUUGAGUGAACGUUAUACACAUCUAUUAAAUAGCUAUUCUAUUGGUUGUUAAUAAAUUUCCUAUAUUCCUCCAUGGUUCCAGACAUUGAAGCUGCAUUUUCAUAUCUUUGAGCUCCACAUAUAAAUUCAAGCUCAACCUUUUCUAGACAUUUUAAGUAGAGAUGGGAAUCGAACCCAACUUUUAAAGUUCGGGUUCGGUUUGGUUUGGUCAGAUUUAAGUUCGAGUUCGGUUCGGUUUGAUGACGAGUAUAGUUCAGGUUCAUUUCUGUCAGGUCUAAAGUUCGGGUUCGACUCGGUUCAAUGUUAUGAAAUUAUGUAAUAGCAAAAUUAAGUUAUAAGGUUUAAUGCAAUUUAUUAUAUAUGCCAAACCUGCGAUCACAGCUGUGUAUCAAGGAUUGGCCUCUUUAGUCACACAAGAAGUUGCAAAGGGAAAAGAUCGUCUCUCGAGACAUAAAUGCCACAGAUGGAGAUGGAUUUGUUAAAACACUUUCAUUUGAAUUUUUACAUAAAACAAAUACUUUGCACAUAUAAUAGGCCUAUGGGCAAUACUUUUUCCAAAAUAAUGUUGCCUACAUACAUUUUAAGCGUUGUAAAAAUUUCUUAAUGGAGAUAGAAUUGAAGAUGUGGCAGGUUUUUGCUUAAGUCGGCAAGUGGUUUAAUUCUGGGCGUGACUCGGCGCUAAGCGUAUUCUAACAUUUUCUCUUAGUGAGAAGAGAUAAUUUGUUUUAAAGGCUAAUAUUGAUGUGUUUUCUUUCAGAACGCACUAUUCAUCAUAAUAAAAAAAAAGUCGAGGGCCAUAUUAAAUCUAAUAAUAAAGAGGCAGACCUGGCCAAUAGAAUUAUGCAAGGGACAUUCUAGUCCAGGCUGUAAAAAAUAUUGGCAAUUAUAAUGUCUCAAUUAGUAUUUAAAGACUUUUGUAUUCAUUGGAUUUUUGACCAUCCUUGGUAUGCCAUCAGUGGAUGUUUUGCAAGCUUCUACACAGUUUACUAUUUGGCUUUUAUUGUCAAGAGGCCAAUCUUAUCCUGUGGCGACAAAAAAUUUAGACAAUUUAUCGACACAUAUUGUCCUAUUUCCAAAGAAAGAUUCUGGCCAACUUGGUGGUGUUUUGAAUCUCGAGCUCAAACUAUCCUUCGAGCUUUAAUUCAGUCAAGUCCUAAAGUAGAUUACACAAGUGAGCAUCUGACCACAUCUGAUGGAGGUGAGAUAAGGUUAGACUGGAAUGAGAAUGAUAGUAAUAGUAAAUUUUCAAAGCAUGAGCGACCAACAAUCCUUAUGUUGCCUGGAUUAACAGGCAGCAGUAAAGAGAAUUAUAUUCUACACAUGGUAUAUGAUGCCAGAAAUCUGGGCUACAGAAGUGUUGUUUUUAACAACAGAGGUACUGGAGAUACUCAGUUGAAGACUCCACGCACUUACUGUGCUGCAAAUACUGAAGACACUGAAUUUGUUAUCAAACACAUACGGACCAAAUAUCCUAAUGCACCCCUUAUUGGUGUUGGAGUGUCACUAGGGGGCGCUAUAUUAUUCAACUAUUUAGCAAAAUUGGGAGAUGAGAGUGAAAUUGAGGCAGCCCUCAUCUGUUCCCCAGCUUAUGACUUCAAAGAGUCAACAAAAAUGCUGGAACAAGGAUUAAAUUAUUGGAUAUUUAAUCAGAGGCUUGCAAGAAACCUUUGUAAUUUAAUAAGACUUAUGAUACUGUUCAACUAUAUGGCAAAAACUGGGAAAUCAGCUUGUCUCCUAGCGGCCAUGAGUAUUUCUGUAGGGUGGGAUGUCUUUGCUGCUUGUAAUUCAUUGGAUAAAUUUGUUAACUAUUAUCUUUUCAACAAAACUCUAGCCAGAUCUUUAUGUUAUUUAGUCAAGAAGAAUUUACAUCUAUUUGAGCGGAAUGUAAAUAUUGAUACUGCUCAUGUUUUAAAGAGUGAAUCUAUCAAAGAUUUUGAUGAAAGAUUCACCUCAAAACUAUUUGGCUACAGUUCUGUUGAUCAUUACUACACAGAGGCCUCCCUUCACACUAAAGUUCAUUCUCUUGCAAGACCAGUAUUAUGUUUGAGUGCUGCUGAUGACCCAUUUGCACCAGAAACUUCUAUACCCAUGAAGGAGGCUGAAGAGAAUGAAAACAUUGCUAUAGUAAAGACAGCCUGUGGUGGCCAUAUUGGAUUUCUAGAAGGCACUUUUCCCAGUGACAGAAGCUACAUGUACAGAUGGUUCCAGCAGUUUGUGUCUGGUAUGUUUGAACAUGGUUUAAAAAGUGAUUGACAUCAUCAUUAAUUAGAAAAACGUUUAUAAACAUACUUAUAUUGACAAACAAAAUUAAUAAUAAUAAUAAUAACCUUUAUUAAACAUAACACAAUUUGUCUUACAAUUUAUGCAUUACACCAAAUAAAACAUAACUAUAGAAAACCAAAAUAUACAUUCACACGAGACACACUCUAAAUUUACAUGUGAAAUCUUUAUAUCAGAUAGUUCAAUUGUAUUUAAUGAUUUGAUUGCCAGGGGAACAAAAGAGUUUUUGUGUUUGUCUUUGCUUUCGUUCUCUUGUAACUUCUUUUUUUACAGUUUUGAAGUUAAAUAUAAUUCAGUUCACUUUUAAACUACUUAUUUUAAAAUGUUGUAGGCUAGGUUAGAAAAAAAAACAA